This is a messenger RNA of Sardina pilchardus (European sardine), 3231 nucleotides long. Its product is annotated as G-protein coupled receptor family C group 6 member A-like. The coding region runs from base 1 to 3231 and encodes 1076 amino acids. Gene Ontology annotation, biological process: G protein-coupled receptor signaling pathway. Gene Ontology annotation, cellular component: plasma membrane. Gene Ontology annotation, molecular function: G protein-coupled receptor activity. The record is from RefSeq and is a predicted model, not a curated record. The transcript is spliced from 6 exons. Lineage: Eukaryota; Metazoa; Chordata; Actinopteri; Clupeiformes; Clupeidae.
AUGGUUAUGAAGGAAGGAGACAUCAUCAUCGGGGGACUCUUCCCAAUACACGAGAGUGUUAACAUUAGGGAAGGCGAGGACGGACGGCCCUCUGAACGAAACUGCACCAGGUAUAGCGUGGCACGGUUGCUUCAGGCUCUGAUGCUGGUGGAAGCAGUGGAGGCUGUGAACCGCUCACCUCUGCUAGGUAACCUGACGCUGGGCUACCACGUAGUGGACUCCUGCUCGGACGUCACCACUGCAGUGGCGGUGACCCACCGAUACCUGGACGACUUCAACUCAGUCUGCCCAGAGAAUGAGGAGCGCCCGCACAGAUCCGGCAACGAGAGCAUGCUGGAGAACCACGAGAACAUGCCGGACAGGAACGCGAGCAUGUCGGAGAACCACGAGAGCAUGUCGGAGAACCACGAGAGCAUGUCGGAGAACCACGAGAGCAUGUCGGAGAACCACGCGAGCAUGUCGGAGAGCCACGAGAGCAACCUGGGCCCUGGGCAUUUUAGACCCGCCAACGUGCUCGUAGGAGGGUACCACUCGGAGAUCUCCAUCGCUGUGGCUAGACAGCUGUCCAUCAAGCAAAUCCCACAGAUCAGUUAUGGCUCCACCACAGGGAUUCUGAGCGACAAAUCUCGCUUCCCAGCCUUCAUGCGGACAGUGCCGGAGGACAACUUUCAGGCUCAGGCCAUCGUCGACAUCCUGGUGGGCCACAAAUGGACCUGGGUCGGCCUGGUGACCACCGACGGGGACUACGGCCGCUACGCUGCUCAGCGCUUCCAGCUGCACGCGGAGAGACAGGGCAUCUGCAUCUCCUUCAGCGUGGUGCUCCCGGACAUCCUCGACGACGCGGUGCUCGAAGACGGCAUCGGGAGAACAGUGCGCCACCUGGAGGAGGAUCCGAAGGUCCGCGCCGUGGUGUCCUUCGCCAAACCCGACCACAUGAUGUACAUCAUGGAGCGUCUUACCCACAAUGCCACGGGUCGCGUCUGGAUCGCCAGCGAUAACUGGGCCACCUCCAGUCGUGUGCUCGAGAGACGCAAUCUCAGCGACGUGGGGACCAUCGUCGGGGUCACCUUGAAAUCGGCAGACACAACGCGGUUCCAGACGUACUUGGACAACUUGGAUCCUGACCCAGCUGCUCACUCCCACAACACCAUCCUGCGCCAGUACCUGUGGUCGGAGGGCAAGGGCUUGACCCAGCCUGAGCUGGGAGCAGCGCUGAAGAGGAAGAUCUACCCAUACGCCGUGUUCAGUGUGGGGCUGGCAGUCAGAGCCAUAGCCAGCGCCUUGGCCAACCUCUGCGCAAACAGAGACUGCAGAGGAGGCAACAACUUUGAGUCAUGGGAGCUGAAGCAUGCCUUGAGGACCGCAACCUUUGAAAUAGAUGGAGACUCAUACAGAUUCAAUGAGCAUGGGGACAUUAAUUCUGGAUAUGACCUUGUGCUCUGGAGGGACCAAGAUGGGGAGCUGGAUGUUCAUGACAUCGUGGCCAAGUACAACAUCAGCUCUCGCAAGUUGUACUUUGUGGGAAAUGGCGACAAGAAGGUCUUCAGUAAAACACCAGGAUAUAGGAAGGUGUCCCAAGAUGAAGGGCCUGUUUGCUGCUUUAAAUGUACCAAAUGCAGCAAUAACACCUACAACAAUGGAACAGACGCAGAGGACUGUAUGAAAUGUGAAGAUGGCCAAUGGUCUGAGGAGGGUAGCACCAGGUGCCUGGACAAAACGAUUGUGUUUUUUGGUUGGAAAGAGAACUUUGCGAUCGUCUUGUUGUCGUUUGCUGCGCUGGGUGUGCUCCUGACGCUGGUGGUGCUGGUUCUGUUUCUGGCCCGGUGGACCACGCCCGUGGUGAAGUCCUCUGUCGGGCCCAUAAGCCUUCUGCUCCUCUUCUCUCUGCUCGGCACCUUCGUCAGCGCCGUGCUCUUCGUGGGCAAGCCCAACGACGCCCAGUGCCAGACGCGCCAGGUGCUCUUUGGCCUCAGCUUCACCGUGUGCGUCUCCUGCAUCCUGGUCAAGUCCUUGAAGAUCCUCCUGGCCUUCCAGAUUGUCCCGUCGGUAAAGCAGAUCCUGAAACGUCUCUACCAGCCCUACUUGAUCAUCGCAUUCUGCGUCUGUAAACAGGUGGUCAUCUGCACCGUCUGGCUCAUUCUAAACCCUCCCAGAGCGGAGGGGGAACAACUGGACCACGAUAAGAUCAUCUUGCAGUGCAACGAGGGCUCGUUCCUCUUCUUUGGCCUCAUGCUGGCGUACGUCGGCCUGCUGAGCCUGAUCGGAUUGGUCAUCGCCUUUAAGGGCCGGAAGCUGCCGAACUGCUACAACGAGGCCAAGUUCAUCAGCUUCAGCAUGGUCAUCUACCUCAUCUGCUGGGUGGUGUUCGGGCCCGUUUACGCCCAGGCUCACGCGGGGGUGUUCCUCCCCGCCGUGGAGAUGAUCGUGAUCCUCAUCUCGGCCUACACGGUCCUCUGCUGUCACUUCCUGCCCAAGUGCUACAUCAUCUGCUUCAAGAGCCACAGCAACACACGUGAGGUGUUCCGCCGGAAGCUGUGGGACUUCAUCCGUCGCAAGGACGACGUCGAGGGACGGCGCAAGUCGAUGUCUCCGAGCGUCUCCUCCGACAGCUUCCAGAACAGCACGCUCUCCGGCUCCCUGAGUGGAUCUGAGCCCUCGCUGACUGCAGAGGACGAGAAGGCUCAGCUAGGACGGAUGUCUCCAAUAUUCAUCCUGCCUCCGAUGCUGAAUACAGUGCUGCCACAACCACCAGAAUCACCCAACAGCUCCCAGAACAGCACGCUCUCUGGCUCCCUGAGUGGAUCUGAGCCCUCGCUGACUGCAGAGGACGAGAAGGCUCAGCUAGGACGGAUGUCUCCAAUAUUCAUCGUGCCUCCGAUGCUGAAUACAGUGCUGCCACAACCACCAGAAUCACCCAACAGCUCCCAGAACAGCACGCUCUUUGGCUCCCUGAAUGGAUCUGAGCCCUCGCUGACGGAAAAGGACGAGAAGGCUCAACUAGGACAGAUGUCGGAUUCAACGCUGCCACAACCACCAGAAUCACCCAACAGCUCCCAGAACAGCACGCUCUCUGGCUCCCUGAAUGGAUCUGAGCCCUCGCUGACGGAAAAGGACGAGAAGGCUCAACUAGGACAGAUGUCUCCAAUAUUCAUGCCGGAUUCAACGCUACCACAACCACCAGAAUCGCCCAACAGCUCCUCCGAACCAAGCACCCCGAGCUCAGAGGGGUAG